This is a messenger RNA of Xylaria bambusicola, 508 nucleotides long. RefSeq lists its product as uncharacterized. The coding region runs from base 96 to 359 and encodes 87 amino acids. The record is from RefSeq and is a predicted model, not a curated record. NCBI's taxonomy places the organism in Eukaryota, Fungi, Ascomycota, Sordariomycetes, Xylariales, Xylariaceae. The transcript has a single exon.
CGAGCUGAAAUUCGACAGCAUGAAUCAAUUCCUCGCGACUUCUUUUCUUCUAUUGGUGUAAAUGGACCCAAAUACGAGAGUAGUCCGGCAGUCAGAUGUAUUGGUGGAAUUUUAACUUUAACAAGUACAUAUUAUGUCGACGUUUGUUCCUACGUCUCCUGGCUAUACUAGUCCUUUUAGUACAGAAACCUGUUACUCUGUACAAGUACCGAGCUACAAAUGUCUUUUCAUCCACUCACUGGGGCGGCCGUGACUUGGUAGGUAGGUGGCGAGAGAAACGUAACAAGGUGAAACGGCGGAAAAGUAAACGCCUGCCUUUUAAUAUUAUUAUACGCUACUCAGUAGCUACCCCAGUCUAAACGCCACAGGAUGCAUCGUAACUCAUACAAUUGUCUCCGCCUUUGGCCUUCUCUGUCCCCGACAUUCCGUAGUAGUAUCUAAAUUGUUCGACAUGUGUAUUUAUACAAGUCUACUAGGGCGGCGCUCGUAUGUCUACACAUGUCGUAGU